CUCGAUCGCGCCGUCGUGGUCGCGCUCCCUCCCGCACAACACGGUUCGCGGGGAGAUUUGGCAGGAGACGCCGUGCGGGACCGGCUGGUUCUCUCGGCUUGCGUGAAAAAGCGCAGGGGGAGCUAGGCACGUGGUUUCCCUCGUCUUCUGCCGCAGACGCUUCCCGUGAUCAGAAUCCAAGAAAUGGCGGGUCCAGGUCCAGCGCGCACCGCGCGGAGCGUUGCUCUCCUGUGUUUCCUGGUUUCCUGCGCUGCGCUCGUGGACAGCCGUGGCGGAGCCAGCCGGCCGAGCCGGCAGGACCUCGAUGUCGGCCUCGGCGGCGGGGGCGUCGGCAUCGGCAUCGGCAUCGGCGGCGGCAGCCCUUCGUCGCCUUCUCCGACGCCGCCGUCGUCGCAGCCGCAGCCGUGCGACUUCGAGAACGAGCGGCUGUACAGGGCGUACCUCGUGAUCCAGCAGUUCCGGAGCACGGUGACGUGCGACCCGAUGGGCGUCACGCAGAGCUGGAGCGGCACCGACGUGUGCAGCUACAAGGGCUUCUUCUGCGAGCGGCCGCCCAACGUGACGGACCGGGCCAUCGCGUCCGUCGACUUCAACGGCUACAUGCUGCAGGCGGGGUCCCUGCGGGGCUUCGUCGACAGCCUGCCGGACCUGGCGCUGUUCCACGCCAACUCCAACGACUUCGGCGGCGCCGUGCCCGCGCUGGGCGGCCUGCAGUACUUCUACGAGCUGGACCUGAGCAACAACAAGCUCGCGCCCGCCGCGUUCCCGGCGGACGUGCUGGGCCUCACCAACGCCACCUUCGUCGACAUCCGCUUCAACAGCUUCUACGGCGAGCUCCCCGCCGGCGUCUUCUGCAAGCUCCCGCGGGUGCAGGCCAUCUUCGUCAACAACAACCGCUUCUCCGGCGCCCUCCCCGACAACAUCGGGCAGUCGCCGGUGAACUACCUCUCUCUGGCCAACAACAGGUUCACGGGGGAGAUACCCAGGUCCAUCGCCCGCAACGCCGGCACGCUCCUCGAGGUGCUCUUCCUCAACAACAGCCUCAGCGGCUGCCUCCCCCACGAGCUCGGCCUCCUGGAGAAGGCCACGGUCAUCGACGCCGGCGCUAACCGCCUCACGGGCACCAUCCCGGCGUCGUUCGCGUGCCUGCGCAAGGUGGAGCAGCUCAACCUGGCGGGCAACCUCUUGUACGGCGAGGUGCCCGACGCGCUCUGCCGGCUCGCGUUCAGCAACCUCAAGAACCUCACGCUCUCCGACAACUACUUCACGUCGCUCGGGUCCUGCUGCUGGGACCUGAUCAAGGAAGGGAGGCUCAACGUCGACCGCAACUGCAUCCAGUGGGCGCCCAACCAGCGCUCGCACGAGGACUGCGCCAAGUUCCUCCGCCAGCCCAAGUCAUGCCCGGUCAACAACUACGUUCCGUGCCGCAGCAAAUACCAAAGCUCCAGCGAGCCGGCCGACGACGCGGCGGCGGAGUACAGGUACCGGACCUACUCGGCGCUGCAUCCUUGAGGUGGAGUGGAGUGGAGGGCACUUCACUGAUUGAUAAAGCGCAUUGUCCGUUUCGUGUGAGCGUGAAACGACUGGUCACUCGCCUGGGCCUGGCCCUGGCCCGUUUGUGCUCGGUGGGUUGUGUUGAUGUGUUGUGUCACUGUGUAGAAAUGUUGAAUGUUCCCCUUCGCUCGAUCCGGCCCAGCUAGGUAAUUCAUAUGCAUCAUGUGCG
Molecule: messenger RNA, 1723 nt
Organism: Zea mays
Lineage: Eukaryota; Viridiplantae; Streptophyta; Magnoliopsida; Poales; Poaceae
Product: Protein binding protein
Exons: 1
Coding region: 184-1512 (442 amino acids)
Molecular function (GO): protein binding
Source: RefSeq, marked validated